Molecule: messenger RNA, 1563 nt
Organism: Penicillium pulvis
Lineage: Eukaryota; Fungi; Ascomycota; Eurotiomycetes; Eurotiales; Aspergillaceae
Product: putative 60S ribosome biogenesis protein Rrp14
Exons: 3
Coding region: 1-1563 (520 amino acids)
Biological process (GO): ribosomal small subunit biogenesis; ribosomal large subunit biogenesis
Cellular component (GO): nucleolus
Molecular function (GO): RNA binding; DNA binding
Source: RefSeq, a predicted model, not a curated record
AUGGAUGAUAUCGAGGAUCGGUUGCGCAGCCAUGCGCAGGCAUUCGAUGGUUUGCUGUCUUUGAUCCCCGCCAAGUACUACUACGGUGAAGACACUAGUGACCAGUGGCAACGCAAGAAACAGACCAAAGAGCAGGCUCGUGAGGCAAAGCGUGCAAAGCUGGAUCCUGAAGCCGCCAAAACCGCCAAGGACAUCAUGGAUGAGAACGCCCGUAAGCGCAAGCGCAAGGAGGAUGGUACUGCUGAGAGUGAUUCUUCCGAUGGUGAAAUGGGCUCCGAAAUCCCCAGGGAGGGCCUGAACCGCGGCGAGAAGGCCAAGAAGCAAAAGCAGGUCGAGAAGCCAUCCGCCAAGUCUGAGGAAGCCGAGGCCCGCAAAAAGGAACGUGAACAGAAGAAGGCCGAGAAGAAGGCUGCUCAAAAAGAGAAGAAGAAGGCCAAGGACACUGCCCGGAAAGAAAAGUCAAAGGACGACAAGCCCAACGGCACUGCAACUGAGACUUCUAAGAAGGAUACUCCCAAGUCUAAGGGUGACGAGGAAGAGCCCGAGGCAUCAGACAACGAAGAAGCUGAUGACCUGGAAGAUGGUGUCGCCGAGGAAGGAUUUUCCAUCGAGUUUGACGCCGGACCCGAAGAACCAUCCUCAGCCUCCUCCACUCGCAACUCUCCCGACGCCUCAAACACCCAGUCGGGUAGCUCAUCUAUUUCCUCUAUUGUUCCCCCCGCUUCUAAUGAUACCAAAUCCACCGAGCCCAAGGCCCUCAAGGCCACACCAGAAGACCUCAAGCAGCGUCUACAAAAGCGCCUGGAUGAACUCCGGGCUAAGCGUCAUGCCGACGGCCUAAAUGGCAAGCCAGCUCGUAACCGUCACGAACUUAUUGAGGCCCGGCGGCAAAAGGCCGAGCAACGCAAAGCACACAAGAAGGAGCUCCGCGCCAAGGCAAAGGAGGAAGAACAACGCAAGGAUGACGAGGCUAUGGCCCGUCGCUUCUCCCCCGGCGGCUCUGGAUCUCUCCUGGCCUCCCCUCGCUCCCCUGCUGAGUCCGUUGGCUCGGCCAGCAACAACUUCUCUUUCGGCCGUGUGGUCUUCGCUGACGGCCAGCAUGGCGACGCUUCUCUGACAAACAUCCGCGAUGCGCACAAGGCUGCUGGUCCCCGAGACGCCGCCGCCCAGCUCCAAAUUGUCGAGGCGAAGAAGGCUCGUAUGGCUGAGAUGGACCCCACGAAGCGUGCCGACGUCGAAGAGAAGGACCGCUGGCUCAACGCCAAGAAGCGCGCCCACGGUGAACGAGUUCGCGACGACACAUCCCUCCUGAAGAAGGCUCUCAAGCGCAAGGAGACUGCUAAGAAGAAGUCCGCUCGUGAGUGGAACGACCGCAUCGAGACCGUCGCCAAGAUGAAGGACCAGCGCGCAACCAAGCGUGAGGAGAACCUUCGCAAGCGGAGAGAGGAGAAGGGCACCAAGGGCAAGGGCAAGAAGAAGUCCAGCGGCGGUGCCAAGAAGUCCAGACCUGGAUUUGAGGGCAGCUUCAAGUCCAAGACUGGUGGCGGCAACAAGAAGAAAUGA